Cimex lectularius (bed bug) is the source of this 315-nucleotide messenger RNA. RefSeq names its product M-phase phosphoprotein 6-like (gene Mpp6). The record is from RefSeq and is a predicted model, not a curated record. The coding region runs from base 1 to 315 and encodes 104 amino acids. Gene Ontology annotation, biological process: maturation of 5.8S rRNA. NCBI's taxonomy places the organism in Eukaryota, Metazoa, Arthropoda, Insecta, Hemiptera, Cimicidae. The transcript has 3 exons.
AUGCAAAGGAGCAAACUGAAAGCAAUUGCUGAACAAGAAGCUGAAGAAGGUGAAGCCAUGUAUGGCAAAAAUAUUACUGCAGAAAUGAAAAAUGUCGUCGAUAAAUAUAUCGUAGAACCUAGCUAUGUCCCAAUAAAGAAAUUAAUCGUUGGACGAGUCUCAUAUGGAGGAAUGAAUCCAGAAGUGGAAAAGCUCAUGACACAUAAAAUAACAGGAAAGAAAAACAUGGAAAUAUCAAGGCAAAUGGAUAAGGACAUCAGUGAUUUGGAAAUGGCUGCACAUUUCAAAAGCAAUCUCGCCAACACUAUGGCCUAA